AUGCAGCAACUUGGUCAACAACAAAGCGAUAAAUGCAUUGGCAAGAUCUGCAAGGUUUUGUCCCCCACAGACUUCUCGCACGUCCUUGGACUCGUCUCGAACUCCUUGUCGGCUGCUGAAAGUUCCCCAAAUGUGCGCGCACAACUAGUGCAUCUGGCCACAAUGCUCUUGCGUGAUCAUCCACAAAGUACGUGUCUUCACGGCUAUUGGGGACGCGAUGGUGACGUGUCCCGAAGACACUCUGAAGUACACGUUUUGGACUUUAUUGCCCAGCAUUGUUCUGAUCGACCGACAGCGCUGCGACCUUUGGAUAUCGGCGGCAUUUGGUCGCUGUUGUGCAAAUUCCUGGCCCCAUCAGACGUCCACGAUGCUCACAGCUCAAUUGAAACUUUCCACAAGAUCAUAGCGAUCACCAGUUCUAUCAUCCGUCUCCGAAGAGAUCUUGUUACGCCCACUCUGCCACAUUUGGGGAUGGUGUUGCGGCGGCUCUUGUUAACGACCAGGGCUUGCCGCCCAUCUUUGGGGGCGAAGCAGACGAACUUGGUGAUGGAUACACAACCAAGGUGGAUUAACAAGGCGCAGCCUCUUGGGCCUCAGGAAGGAAAAGCUUUGGCCCGUGUGCUCGAGACACUGAAUACGAAAACCACCGUUCGGACUCAUUCAUCUCUUAUUGAGGUGCAAAAAGCGGAAUCACUUGCAAAGCCAUUCUCGAAGCACGCCGCAUAUGUGUUGAAGGCGUAUAUAGAAGCCAUGAAUGACCCUUUGUGUGCAUUGCCUUUGGAAAUGAGGAAAGGACUUUACCCCGGAUUAUUUGCGUUGUGCAGUACGAUGAAUGACCAUAGUCGGGAUGCCAUGAUGGUUUCUGGGCUUGAUGCUGGCGGUAAGGCGACGAUGAAGUCACUGUGGAAGGAGUACGAAAGGCAAAGAUAUGUCGGGAAAGGUUAA
Messenger RNA from Laccaria bicolor S238N-H82, 945 nucleotides. RefSeq lists its product as uncharacterized. The record is from RefSeq and is a predicted model, not a curated record. The transcript is spliced from 4 exons. The coding region runs from base 1 to 945 and encodes 314 amino acids. Lineage: Eukaryota; Fungi; Basidiomycota; Agaricomycetes; Agaricales; Hydnangiaceae.